AUGGACAUCAAGGAGGACACUCGAAAACGUGCCAUGUUACUUCACUAUUCUGGGGAACAGAUGGAGGGUAGAAUCCUGUCACACCCGGCGUUAAGCGGCACUUUGUUUUUGGCGGUUACCGUUGCCAUUGCUUGGUUCAUCAGAGAUUCCUGCAAAGUUGACAACUUCCCCCAGAAGCACGUCUUCAUCACGGGCUGCGACAGCGGCUUCGGGAAUUCGCUGGCCAGACAGCUGGAUCAGAAGGGAUUCCACGUGAUCGCCGCAUGUCUCACCGAGAAAGGUGCCUCGCAUUUGGCAUCCGUGUCCUCCCCCAGACUCAAGACUCUUCUGCUCAAUGUUACCGACAGCGCCGGCAUCGGGAGAGCGGUGGAGUUUGUCAGCGCGAAGGUCAAAGGUCGAGGUCUGUGGGGGCUGGUGAAUAAUGCCGGAAGGUCCAUACCCAUCGGCCCGUCGGAGUGGAUGAAGCUGGAGGAUUUCGCGACAGUUUUAGACGUGAAUCUGCUGGGACUCAUCGACGUGACCCUACAGUUUCUCCCGCUGCUGAAGAAAGCCCGGGGCAGGGUGGUCAAUGUGGCCAGUAUCUUGGGGAGACUUUCCCUCACAGGCGGAGGCUACUGUCUGUCCAAAUGGGGGGUGGAGGCCUUCUCUGACAGCCUCAGGCGGGACAUGCAACACUUUGGUGUCAAAGUGAGCAUCAUCGAGCCCGGGUUCUUCAAGACGGGAGUGACGAGGCUGGAUCUUAUUGAGGCGGACCUGAGGAGGCGCUGGAACCACCUCCCUCAAGAUGUCAGAGACUCCUAUGGAGCGCAAUACUUUGACGACUAUACGAAGGCGCAGGACCUCUCCAUGGGCAUCCUGUGCAGUCCUGAUAUCUCCAAGGUGACCAGCUGCAUGCAGCACGCCCUGACAGCUCGACACCCUCGCAGCCGCUACGGGGCUGGCUGGGAUGCCAAGCUGUUCUGGAUUCCCCUUUCCUAUCUUCCAUCGUUCGUGUCAGACUUUGUUGUCAGCGUGCUCCUUCCUCGGCCGGAAGGAGAACGACGCUGA
Messenger RNA from Lampris incognitus (smalleye Pacific opah), 1047 nucleotides. It is a transcript of the gene rdh1, whose product is annotated as retinol dehydrogenase 1. The coding region runs from base 1 to 1047 and encodes 348 amino acids. The record is from RefSeq and is a predicted model, not a curated record. Lineage: Eukaryota; Metazoa; Chordata; Actinopteri; Lampriformes; Lampridae. The transcript has 5 exons.